AAUGAUACCCGUGAACGUACCCUUCCCUGUGGGUUGGCGGAUGUUUUUGCGCAUGUCUAAUCGACGUUUUCUGGGAUGGGUUUUUUAUCGGUGGAAACAAGAUGGCGGCUCUGGCAAGAGCGCCAACAUAUAUACUCGAAUAGAUGUCAGAAGUAUCCCUCAUCGAGCGUUUUGUUCACAACCUGCACGUCUUUCAUGCAUCAUGAAGACCAGGAGCAUGUUUUAUAGCCGGGAUUGAAUAAACUAGGACCGUUAUUAAAGUCAGCAAGAUGUGCGAGAGCUAUGCUCGCUCGCUGCUGCGUGUGUCGGUGGCGCAGAUCUGCCAAGCGCUGGGCUGGGAUGCAGUGCAGCUCACAGCCUGCGACCUGCUCUCCGAUGUUCUUCACAGAUAUAUCCAGCAGUUAGCCAGGGGUUGUCAUCGAUACUCGGAGCUAUAUGGGCGAACAGACCCAGUACUGGAGGACGUGGGCCAGGCCUUCAGACUGCUGGGUGUGAGCCUGUCUGAGCUGGAGGACUAUGUCCAUAACCUGGAGCCUGUGGGGUUCUCCCAGCAGACGCCUCUCUUCCCCCUCAGCAAAAAUAACAUGCUGCAGUUCCCUCAGCCUGGAGUGGGGGUACGGGGGGAUGCCGAGGAGAGGAGGGAAUACAUUCCAGAUUAUAUGCCACCCUUGGUCUCUUUGCAAGAAGAAGAGGAGGAGGAAGAAGCCCUGGCUGACAUGGGCACCUCUGCCGAGGCCAUGCAGGUCCCGCUGGACGAUACAGACGAGGACAUGGAUGACGACGAGGUGGUGAACGAUGAGAACCACCCUGUGAAGAGACACCUGGACAGCCCCGACGCCGCCAUGGGUAUGAUGCCCACCUCCAAGAGGCCUCGCAUGCACCCCGGCUUCAGCCCCGACUGGAGCAUGGAGCCCAGGGAGCCCCUCACCUCCCUCAACCCUCAGCGUGUCCCUCCAGGCAUGAUGGCCUCCCAUUCCCAUGACAGCAUGGGUUCAAUGUCUCUGUCCCCAGAGACACCUGGGCCUCCGACAUUGUUCAGACCCCAGCCGGUGACCCCAGGGAGACACUCUGAUCAUAAGUCUCAUGGUGGUCAAGGCCGCAAAGGGCUCAAAGGCUCAUCCCCUGGUAGGCCACGGACUAAGUCCCCAAAGGGGGUCAAUGCUGGUGGGGCUAUGUCAGGCAGCCCCAUCCGCUCUCCCAAAUCUUCCAAGGAGCGGAAAAAGUCCCCGGGUCGGACCAAGAGCCCUAAAAGUCCCAAAAGCCCCAAGAUGGGUUCUGGAGUCAAGUCUGGUUCUCACUCCCAGGGAAAAGCAGAUGCUCAGGCCCUGGCCCUACAGAGACUUCCCUUGUCGGCCCUCAGCGAGAGGAUGGGGAAGGAAAACAUCCACGUGCGGCAAAGCCUGGAGGAAUGCGAGCUGGCGGGUUUUGUCUCUGAUAAACUCUGCGAACCUGGCGGCGACAACGCUGAUAUUGACGAUUCUAUCGACGCUGUGAUUGCCAGGGCAUGCGCUGAGCGAGAGCCUGAUCCGUUUGCCUUCUCAUCAGGCUCAGAGUCGGAGAGUGAUGGCUUCUCCUCUCCACGGAGGCUUACUAUCAUGGAGCCAGGCGGAACGCCUAAGCUCUCACUGGGUGCCAACAGCCUGGGUAAAGACACUUCUACGCCGCUUCAACUCAAUGCAGACGGUGGCCCCGGGAACUGGACCAUGGACGACUCCAUCAAUGAGGUCCUACGUAAAGUAAACCAGGGAGGUCCCAAUGCGGGACACCCCCAAGGCGAAUCAUACCUGUCCUCAGCAUCCGCCUCGCCCCCGACCCCUGAGCCCCUCCUGAAGAUGUACGAGGAGAAGAACAAGCUUGUCUCCUCGGCUGACAUCAAGAAGAAACUCAAGAAGGAGCUGAAGACAAAGAUGAAGAAGAAGGAGAAAGGAGAGAAGCCAAAAGAUAAAGAGAGGGAUAAGGACAAGGGGAAGAUGAAAGAGAAGAACAAGGAUAAGAACAGGGAUAAGAGCAAAGAUUCUUUCUCCAAGGAGGCCAAGAUGCCGUGGAAGGACUUCGGUAACAAGGACGAUGACCUCAGGGAACACUUCCUGGGUCAGAGGCCAGGGUUCGGCGGACCAGAGGGCUCCAUGAUCAAGAUCAAGUCGCGAGAUGGAGGGGAUGGCAGUGGUAAGAAGGAGAAGGACAAACACAAAGACAAAAAAAAGGACAAGGAGAAGAGCAAGAAAGGCAAAGACAAGCGGGACAAGGGUAAGGACCGGCAGAAGAUAUCCUCCCUCACCCCGUUCGGUUUGGGUGACAUCCCUGCCCUGUUCAGCCCAUCGACGUGUCUCCGCAUCCCCUCCAUGCUGCCGCCUCUUCCGCCUAUCCUCCAGGAAAAGGAUGUGAAGAGCAAGGAGAAGGACAAGAAGAAAGACAAGAAGGAGAAGAAGAAGAAGAAAGAUAAAGACAAGGAGAAGGAAAAGGAGAGGGAAAAGUCCAAGGAGAAGGAGAGGGAGAAAGAGGAGAAGAGGAAAGAGAAGGAGAAAGACAAGGAAAAACGGGAGAAGGAGAAAGAGAAGGAAAAAGAGAGGAUUAGGCUGGAAAAGGUGAGGGUGGAGACUCCAGUUGCUGUCCCAUCACCAGUCAUCCCCAGGCUGACCCUAAGGGUUGGGGCUGGCCAGGACAAAAUAGUUAUCAGUAAGGUGGUUCCCAAUUCCGAGCCACCGCUGCCGCCACCCAAGAUGCCAGCACCCAAGAUCACCGCCACUAAAUCAGGACCUGGCAGUCGCCUUCAGCCCCCACCACCUCCACCACUAUUGUCCCCAGUUGUACCCUCGUUGCUCUCCCCCGCCUCCAUUCUGUCCUCCAGUAAACUGCCUGUACGCAGUGUGAUCACUGAAACUGUCAGAACAUACGUGAUUCGUGAUGAGUUGGGGAACCAGAUCUGGAUCUGUCCUGGUUGCAACAAGCCUGAUGACGGCAGUCCCAUGAUCGGCUGUGAUGACUGCGAUGACUGGUACCAUUGGCCAUGUGUUGGGAUGGUCUCGGCCCCUCCCGAGGACCAGCAGUGGUUCUGUGUGAAGUGUGCUGGCAAGAAGAAGGACAAAAAACACAAGAAGCGGAAACACAAAGUGCAUUGAGACUUACGCAAAACAAAGCACACUUUGGACUUUUCAUUAGCUGGACUGACUGCUUCUUCAAGCCAUACUGGAACACUUUUGGCACUGCUGUAAAAAAAAAGAAAAGAAAGAAAUUAAAAACAUGACAGAUAAGACAUUCACACAUCCUGAUGAUUUUAGUGAAUGACAUGAGCCUAACAGACUCUUUAACCAGCACAUAUCCAACCUCAGCUUUUAAGGCUAUGUCCUAGUUCUGUACCCUUCUCCCAAAGUGUACAGUGGCUUGCACACUAAAAGCAUUGGAUUGAUGUAAGCAUUGGCUGGAGAGAGUUUCCACCAUUGUUUAAAUCGGGAGAAUUAGGACGCAGUCUUUGUUGUGCGAGCCCUUGGCCCAGCGUUCUGUAGGUGUGAUGUCGUCGCAGAGAUCAUGCCUUUCCAUCAUCGUGGUUCCAAACCGAUCACUGUUGAGUUCAAUGUUGUCAAAGAUAGCAUUGGCAUGGUAUAGAGAGAAAUCUACAUGCAUCCAUCUUCAUAUUUUUCUUGUUGUUUUGUUAGUAUUUCCAUAGCCUGGUCCGUUAUCUGUUUGUGCGGUCUUGCCAACUCCUAUGGCCUUUGGCUUUGAGUUGCAGAUGGCAAGACAACACAAAAAUAUUUGGGAACAAGGCUAGUAUUUCCACAAAAAGGUCAAUAACAUCAAACUGAAUGACAGAUUCAGAUCCCCCCGGUUUUCUGCAGUAUCAUUUAAAUAUGUCAUGUAUAUAAAGGUAACUGCAUUUGUGUGUAUUAUAAAAUGCGUAAAUACCAACUUCCAACCAAGCCAAGUGCGUUCUGUUCUUAGGAGUCUUCUGACUUGUGAAAUCCAUUUCCAAAUUAUUGUUCUUUUUUUAAAUGAUUUUCUGUAUAUUUUUUUUAAUAACUUUUUUUUUUUCCUUAUGAAUUGUCCCCCAAUCAGUUAUACUGUAGCUGUGCUCGUUGUACACGUAUCUAAUUUUGCUGAUAUUUACAAUAUUAAAGCCUAACAGUCUCAUUGCCAUCAAUUUUUUUUCAAAAGAAGUCACUCAUUUGUACCUAACUUUUCUGUACGCAACUUUACUUUGAUAUCAUUUGAGGGCAUACGCACUUCUAUCUUCCUUCAUGCAUUUACAUCGAUUGUUCUGUGCAAUUCUGAACCUUUCCCUAUACAUUUUUUUCCCUUUGUUUUGAUGCAUUUAAUUCAUGAAAAUACAGUGGAAAUAUUUUAACAAAACAGUGAAUUUGAAUUUGUUAAAUUAAUCAGAAGAUGUUUUGAUGAAGAAGUAGUAUGUCAUUUUUGCCUUCUUUGGAUUUCUGUCUGAGAAGCAGGGAGUCAUACUGCUCAAAACAUAUCCGUGUCACCAGCUGGAGGUGAACCACUAGCCGUCUGAGCUGUAGCAACCAAGAAGAGCCUAGUGCAGAGUGUUCGAGUAAAUGUUUCUGCUCCCUUGCCAACUCCUUAUGCAUUUCCAAAUACCAUAAGGAGUUGGCAAGAGAGCAGAAAUGGACUGGCACCCAAAAGUCUAGUGUAUAGUCUAAUAGAAUGUUCAAGUACUAAAACCUAGUGCUGAAUGUUCGAGUAGGCCUAAAGCCUAGUGUAGAAUGUUCGAGUAGGCCUAAAGCCUAGUGUAGAAUGUUCGAGUAGGCCUAAAGCCUAGUGUAGAAUGUUCGAGUAGACCUAAAGCCUAGUGUAUAAUGUUCGAGUAGGCCUAAAGCCUAGUGUAGAAUGUUCGAGUAGGCCUAAAGCCUAGUGUAGAAUGUUCGAGUAGGCCUAAAGCCUAGUGUAGAAUGUUCGAGUAGGCCUAAAGCCUAGUGUAGAAUGUUCGAGUAGGCCUAAAGCCUAGUGUAGAAUGUUCGAGUAGGCCUAAAGCCUAGUGUAGAAUGUUUGAGUAGGCCUAAAACCUAGUGUAGAAUGUUCGAGUAGGCCUUAAACCUAGUGUAGAAUGUUUGAGUAGGCCUAAAACCUAGUGUAGAAUGUUCGAGUAGGCCUAAAACCUAGUGUAGAAUGUUCGAGUAGGCCUUAAACCUAGUGUAGAAUGUUUGAGUAGGCCUAAAACCUAGUGUAGAAUGUUUGAGUAGGCCUAAAACCUAGUGUAGAAUGUUUGAGUAGGCCUAAAACCUAGUGUAGAAUGUUCGAGUAGGCCUUAAACCUAGUGUAGAAUGUUUGAGUAGGCCUAAAACCUAGUGUAGAAUGUUUGAGUAGGCCUAAAACCUAGUGUAGAGUGUUCGAGUAGGCCUAAAACCUAGUGUAGAAUGUUUGAGUAGGCCUAAAACCUAGUGUAGAAUGUUCGAGUAGGCCUUAAACCUAGUGUAGAAUGUUUGAGUAGGCCUAAAACCUAGUGCAGAAUGUUCGAGUAGGCCUUAAACCUAGUGUAGAAUGUUUGAGUAUACACUCCGGUAACAUUUUACUUUACUUAAAGCAAACUGGUGUAAUGCUUUAUCUCUUGUUAUAAACCUGUAUGAACCUUUAUAAUUUCUUAUUAUAAUGCUUAAAAAGCCUAAGGUAGGUAGGAUGUUAUAGUAAAGCUUAGUUCAGAAUGUUUAAGUAGUAAUGUCUUCCUGGUGUGGUAAUACACAAAAUGAAAUAGAAUUGAAUUCAUCACAUGCGCCGAAUACAACAGGGAAAUGCUUAAUGCUUACUUAGAAGCUCUUUCCCAAUGAUGCAGAGUUAAACAAGAAGGAAGUUAUAUACAGCAGUACCAUACAGUAUCAAGUUGCAGGGAUACGUGGUAAUUGAGGUAUGUACAUGUAGGCAGGGGAGAAGUGACUAGGCAUCAGGAUAGAUAAGAGUAAAAAGUAUAAGAGCAGGGUAUAUGAUGGGUGUAUGUGAACAUUUUGCCCAUUUCAUGGUUUUCCUGUCAGGCAAUAUGCAGCACAGUUAUGUACCGUUACACAGCAAUUCUUUAGAUUUUGCAUUUCUCCAUAUGACCACAUGGUGUCAUUCUUAAUGCAGGAACUAGCAGGUAUCUUCACAUGCCAAGAAGACAUGAGAGAGAAGCUCUUAUACAAUGUUUUGGAUUCUGGUGCAUGACGAAGUGGAAUUCAUUUAGCUCACAGCAUGCUCAUCAAAAAGCAUAUACCCCCAAAUACUGAAUGUAGAAACUGGAAGGAAUACCUCUCUGGUGUAUAGUUUGGCCCAUUUGGAGAACUCCAUUUACUGCCUUUGAACUGUAAUCAUGACAGUCCACUUGCUUUUGAAGUGUCUGUCUUGUUCCCCCAUGACCCAACAAACCACAGGUGCAAUGGGAUUGAUAAUAGACUAGUAAAUUGAUUUCUGAUUGGUUUAUAAUGAGGCCUACAUCAUGCAGAGGAAUAUUUUGUUGCUUUUCUACCUGUAGGUAAAAUGCUGAGCGCAAUGUUUGAUUGAACAGCAAUAAAGAAAACCAAACACU
Molecule: messenger RNA, 6502 nt
Organism: Oncorhynchus kisutch (coho salmon)
Lineage: Eukaryota; Metazoa; Chordata; Actinopteri; Salmoniformes; Salmonidae
Product: transcription initiation factor TFIID subunit 3
Exons: 7
Coding region: 270-3119 (949 amino acids)
Biological process (GO): positive regulation of transcription by RNA polymerase II
Cellular component (GO): transcription factor TFIID complex
Molecular function (GO): protein heterodimerization activity; p53 binding; transcription factor binding
Source: RefSeq, a predicted model, not a curated record